AUGGAAAUUCUUGUCACCCCUGGCAAUCCUUCUGAAGAUCACAUACAGCUGGUUUUCCAAAGCUGGAAGCCUCACUGUUAUGUUCUUUCCCACACACAGGCUCGUGUUAUGUAUGAUUUUGCUGCUGAGCCUGGAAACAAUGAGCUGACGGUCAGUGAAGGGGAGAUCAUCACAAUCACCAACCCGGAUGUUGGUGGAGGCUGGUUAGAAGGAAAAAACAGCCAAGGCGAGAGAGGACUUGUUCCAACAGAUUAUGUUGAGAUUAUAACAGAAGGUGCAAAGGAUGGCAUUAGCUGUGGCAACUCAUUAGCUGAUCAGGCCUUUUUUGAUUCCCUUUCUUCAAGUACAGCUCAGACCAGCUCUGCUGCCAAAAGCAGUAAUCAGGCAAGCAUUGCCAAUGAUCCUUGGUCCAGCUGGAACGUUGGGAAGUCUGGGAACUGGGAUAAUGGAAAUGCUGUUGACAGCUGGGCAGUGAAACCUGAAAGUGCACCUGGCCAGAGAAACAGCGCUUCAAAUAACUGGGAGGCAGCAGCAGCAUUUGGUCAUCCACAGGCAUAUCAAGGACCAGCAGCUGCUGAUGACGAUGAUUGGGAUGAUGACUGGGAUGACCCAAAAUCAGCGUCACCAUCUUACCUUGGUUACAAGGAGACGGAGGCAUCAGAGGCUGGGGGGGUCCAGCGUGGGAAUUCUCGUGCAGCUGCUAUGAAGUUACCACUGAACAAGUUUCCUGGAUUUGCAAAACCUGGAAUGGAACAGUAUCUGUUGGCAAAGCAGCUAGCAAAACCCAAAGAAAAAAUUCCCAUAAUUAUUGGUGAUUAUGGCCCAAUGUGGGUAUAUCCUACCUCUACAUUUGACUGUGUGGUGGCAGAUCCCAAGAAAGGUUCUAAAAUGUAUGGUCUCAAGAGCUACAUUGAGUAUCAGCUGACCUGCACUAACACUAAUCGGUCUGUCAACCACAGAUACAAGCACUUUGACUGGCUGUAUGAGCGGCUCCUGGUUAAAUUUGGAUUAGCCAUUCCAAUCCCUUCUCUUCCAGACAAGCAAGUAACAGGGCGCUUUGAAGAAGAAUUUAUCAAAAUGCGCAUGGAGAGGCUGCAGGCUUGGAUGACGAGAAUGUGUCGCCAUCCUGUUGUCUCAGAAAGUGAAGUUUUCCAGCAAUUUCUCAAUUUCCGAGAUGAGAAGGAGUGGAAAACUGGAAAGAGGAAGGCAGAAAAAGAUGAAACUGUAGGAGUCAUGAUCUUUUCUACAAUGGAACCAGAAGCUCCUGACUUGGACAUGGUAGAAAUAGAACAGAAAUGUGAUGCAGUGGGUAGGUUCACCAAAGCAAUGGAUGAUGGAGUUAAAGAGCUGCUGACAGUGGGACAAGAGCACUGGAAGAGGUGUACAGGGCCACUACCCAAGGAAUACCAGAAGAUAGGAAAAGCAUUGCAGAGCCUGGCACUGGUCUUCAGCACUAGUGGAUACCAAGGAGAAUCUGAUCUCAAUGGAGCAAUAACAGAAGCAGGGAAAACUUACGAAGAAAUUGCCAGUCUUGUAGCAGAUCAGCCAAAGAAAGAUCUUCACUUUUUGAUGGAAACAAAUCAUGAAUACAAGGGAUUUCUUGGUUGCUUCCCCGACAUCAUAGCAGCUCAUAAGGGAGCAAUAGAACGAGUGAAGGAAAGUGACAAGUUAGUUGCAACCAGUAAAAUAACGCCACAAGACAAACAGAACAUGGUGAAACGUGUGAGCACCAUGGCUUAUGCACUACAAGCUGAGAUGAAUCACUUCCACAGUAACCGGAUCUAUGACUACAACAGCGUCAUUCGUCUCUAUCUGGAGCAGCAGGCGCAGUUCUAUGAAACGAUUGCACAGAAGCUGAGGCAGGCACUCAGCCGCUUUCCUGUGAUGUAGAGAAUAAGGAGUAUUCAACAAUACAGAACAACUCCAAAGUGCUUUUCUGUUGUGGGGGCAAUGCUAAUAAAAACUUGUUAGCCUUUGCAAAAAAAAAUCCUAAAAAACCCCAAACCAACAAGAAUCAGUUGUUAAAAAGUAUUAUUUCAAAUUUUACUUUAUCAGCCUAAAUCAUACAGUAAGGCUCUCCUGUCUUGAAAGCUCUCCCAUUUAUAUCAUUAUUUAAAUAAAAACAGGUGGGUAAUGCUGUCACUUAUAGGGAUCUAAAUUAUCAAACUGAUAUGUUGCCAUGGACUUCACAAAGACUUGUCUAUCAGAUGUUAUUCCAAAAACUCUGCAUCAACACCAGAGUGACACAUUUGUAGCUUUUUUCUUUUUUUAAUGGGAAAACAGACAAACUUAAGAAAAUUACCUAAUACUCAUUAUAUUCAGUUGAGCUCUCCAGCAAUUCAGUAACCAGGAGGAAUUAUAUUCAUGUAUGUUCCUGGCACAUGUUUGUGAUAUCUCCUGAAUGAAUGCCUUGUUCUUAAGUUUUGCUUCCCAUAUGCAGCCAUGGCAUCCUGCUCCCAGUAUGACUUCUGGUAAAUAUAAAUCAUUCUUCCCUCUCUUCUUUUUCCUUCUAACUAAAUCUUGUUCUUGUGGCACACCACCUCGGAGCUUAUGUCAGGCUCACUUUUUCACUAUGCACUGUGUAAGAAGACAAAGUACAAACAAGGAACGAGCCAUUCAGGAAAGUGUGAAAAACAGUUUUCCAAACCAGCACUUUGACACCCCCAGUGUUAUGCCAUAAGGCACUGGUGUUUCUCAGUGCUCUACAGGGCCAGCUUCCCCUCUGACAGUUUGUAGUGUUUCAGCAGAGGGGACAGUGCCACAUCUAACCCCAACUAGUAGACAUCCCCAAAUUCCAGCUAAGCUCAGGUCUUCGUGUAGUAGUGUGGUGUGCUGUUGGUUCAGGUGAACUUUUUGUUGCCUUCUGAUGCAAAAUCAAAGGUGACAAAAGUACUGAAUAGCAUCAUUAGUUAUUACACAAACUGUUCUUUGAUCAUCAGCUUUUAUCAAGUGACUCAGUAUCCUCUUCCAUACUACUGAAAUACCAUUUGAGGCCUUGGCUUUUCACAGAAUCAAACCAAAAAAAGCCACCACUACUGUGUUCAGAAUGGGCACCAAGUACAGUAACUCAUUUCUUGCCAUAGGCAAGCAGGAAAGCCAAAAUACAGUUUCUACUAAAAUGUGCCUAGAAAAUAAAUAUUUUAAUUUAAAAAAAA
Messenger RNA from Zonotrichia albicollis (white-throated sparrow), 3155 nucleotides. Lineage: Eukaryota; Metazoa; Chordata; Aves; Passeriformes; Passerellidae. The record is from RefSeq and is a predicted model, not a curated record.